AUGAGCGUGAACCUCGACCUGAGCUUUCUUCACGACACCGAACGAGGAGCGGCGUCGACAAAAUACCGCGAUGAGGCGCUUCAGGGCGUUUCGAACAGCGUGCACGCGAGUAAUUUCACCGCACCCGCGGUCGAGGACUUCGACGCGUUUCAGAGGGAAGUGAUCAAUUACGUGAAACCGGCGCACGGGACGACGACGUUGGGGUUCAUUUUCGAACACGGAAUCGUGAUCGCGGUGGACUCGCGCGCGUCGCAAGGGCCGUACAUCUCGAGUCAGACGGUGAAAAAGGUUAUCGAGAUCAAUCCAUUUUUGCUUGGUACCAUGGCGGGUGGGGCGGCAGACUGUCAGUUUUGGCAGAGAAAUCUCGGUAUUCAGUGCCGGUUGCACGAGCUGGAGAACGGGAAGAGAAUCACUGUGCGGGCGGCGUCAAAGUUGUUGGCGAACACGCUUUACAGCUAUAAGGGACGCGGACUUUCGAUGGGGACGAUGAUCGCGGGGUGGGACCUCAACGGACCUGGGUUGUAUUACGUCGACAGCGAGGGUACGCGCUUGAAGGGUCAGCGCUUCAGCGUCGGUUCAGGUUCGCUCUUCGCGUACGGGGUGCUCGACCAAGGCUACAGAUGGGACCUGAGUGUGAAGGAGGCGUGCGAGCUGGGACGGCGCGCUAUCUACCACGCGACGUUCCGGGACGCGUUCUCUGGUGGUACGGUGAGCGUGUAUCACGUCGGCAAGAACGGCUGGACGAAGGUCACCGGUGAUGACGUCGGCGAGCUGCACUUCCAUUACUAUCCAUCAGAAAAGAUUGACGAGGACAGUCUCGGCGGCCUCGGCAAAAAGGAGGCGGAAGAGCGCGCCGCCGCGGAGGCGACCGCGAUGGAAACGUGA
This is a messenger RNA of Ostreococcus tauri, 885 nucleotides long. RefSeq names its product Proteasome B-type subunit. The transcript is spliced from 3 exons. Bases 1 to 885 code for a protein of 294 amino acids. Gene Ontology annotation, molecular function: threonine-type endopeptidase activity. The record is from RefSeq and is a predicted model, not a curated record. Gene Ontology annotation, cellular component: proteasome core complex. NCBI's taxonomy places the organism in Eukaryota, Viridiplantae, Chlorophyta, Mamiellophyceae, Mamiellales, Bathycoccaceae.